AGAGAGUUAUUAUGAGAAAAAGUAUUCAGAUCAGUGUCAGACUCGAUCCCAACAAAUACAUGAUACUAAUUAGAGAACUAUACCUGAAGAUUCUCGCACAAACAAGGUCCUGUGCACAUUGUCUCAUGUACCUAUUCGCAACUCGAUCACGUGUCUCCCGCAAAGUGGCGGAUCGACAGCGACUUCCCGUCUCACUCGGCACCGGGUCGCCUCCACCGCAGAGGGGGCGCCUAAGAGCCGGGAAGAGUGCGGACAGGUCCAGGCCCGAGGAUAGGCCUCGAGAACGAGAAGAAUGGCAUGUCACCGGAAGAGGCAAGAUUCGAAGAUGCUCCGCCGGACAAUGGUCCGGCAAGAAAGACCAGAGCAAGAAAUGUGAAGAGAGAUCGAAAACUGGUGGAAACGGUUGGCGGAUAUGCUGACAUCAGUAACUAGAGUACAAUCAUGGAUGGCGCCAUGGGCCCAGUCGAUGAGCGUUCGAGCGUGUGUCGUCUCAUCAUGUGAAUCACCUUCUUGCUCGAAUCGAAGUACUGUACCGUAAAACUCACCACCUGCAAAUCCGAAGAAUCUGCGGUCCGUCUGUCGAUAGUUUAUCGAACUCGACCUCGAAUUCGAAGGCGAUCUUUUCUUUUCUGGAUAAUUUUCCGAUUGACGUGUACUUCACACGAAGAUCGACGUGUGCCUCGUCCGCAGCAUGCUCAUCUCGUGGAAGAUCUGAU
This is a messenger RNA of Marchantia polymorpha subsp. ruderalis, 716 nucleotides long. The record is from the annotation of a GenBank genome assembly. Lineage: Eukaryota; Viridiplantae; Streptophyta; Marchantiopsida; Marchantiales; Marchantiaceae.